CAUGCACACACUUGCACACACCGACACCACCUGACACACGGACGCACAGACAGACAGACAGACAGAGAGCCGAGCCGGCAGACACAUCGACGCGUAGCACCCACGCGUAACAUACACAGCGACACGAGCGGCCCACGCGAAGCACGGACGAAUGAACAGGAUCUAGCGGGCAGUUCAGAGAGUAAUCAUGCAUCCCUCGGCCUUGCUGGUGGUGCUGCUGCCGCUGCUGCUGUUGCUGCUCGAGCGCUGCCAGCUGGCGCGGUCUUUCCUGCUGGAGGGCUCGGCGACGAGCUACGCGCAAUUUCGCAAAUGGAACGCCGGCUUGAACGGCACCCUGGAGUUCGAGUUCAAGACCGAGCAGGGUAACGGGCUGCUGCUGUACACGGACGACGGCGGCACUUACGACUUCUUCGAGGUGAAGCUGGUCGAGAGCGCGCUCAGGCUGAGGUAUAACCUCGGCGGCGGUGCGCAGAUCGUCACGGUCGGCCACGACCUCGGCGACGGCCACUGGCACAAGGUGCAGAUCAGCAGGUGCAACGAGAACACCACCCUGACGGUGGACGGUGUUGGCGCGGUCUCGACGUCGCGCGGCAAGGAGUUCGAGUUCGGCAAGCUCGCCGGGAACUCGGACGUCUACGUGGGCGGCAUGCCCAGCUGGUACAACAGCAAGCUCACGCUGCUGGCGUUGCCGAGCGUGAUAUUCGAGCCCAGAUUCAAUGGAUAUAUUAGGAAUCUCGUGUACGCCGAUGGCGAGAAUACCGUGCCCAGGAGGCAGGAGAUGAAGAGCCGGGACGCCAAGUGCGGCGGCUUCCCGUGCGUCGACAACACCGGCAAGCGCAAGUCCCCGAGGAGUUUACGCAACAUGAUGACCAACACGACGGACGCCUGCGAGACACGCGACCCCUGCCAGCACGGCGGCAUCUGCAUCUCCACGGACAGCGGUCCGAUCUGCGAGUGUCGCACCGGAGACUACGAGGGCGCCUACUGCGAGAAAGAGGCAUGGAGCACGGUGCUGCCUACGGCGGGUGCUGGCGAUUACUGGGCUUGGGAUUACAACAAAGCUCCCUCGGAGGCGUCCUUCAGGGGCACCGAGUAUCUCACGAUAGACCUGAGCAAAGGGGAUCCGGUGCUCAGUACACAGGAAUCCAUAAGCCUCCAGUUCAAGACCAGACAGCCAAACGGACUUUUAUUUUAUUCCGGAGAGGGCGAUGAUUAUCUCACCGUGUCGCUGAGAGACGGAGGCGCCGCGGUCGGGAUGACGCUGGCCAAAGGAAGAUUGGAUCUGCACAUAAAGCCGACCAAGGUGCGGUUCGACGAUAAUCAGUGGCACAAAAUCUCCGUCCACAGGAAGGUUCAGGAGAUCUCCUCGAUUACCAGCUUCUGCCGGCUCUCCGCCAUCGUCGACGGGAUUUACGCCGAGCACGGCCAUACCGCGGGGUCGUUCGCGCAUUUGGCGAGCGAUCAACUUCUCGUCGGCGGAGGUGCCGACGCAAGGUCCUUGCAGGGUGCCAAGGGGAUCAACAACUUCGUCGGAUGUCUGAGAAAGGUGGAGUUCUCGGCGGAGGGGGUGAAGAUGGAGCUGAUCGAGGCCGCCAGGAGCGGCGCGGCGGGCGCUGCGGCUUGGGGAAAGAUGGAUUUUCACUGUCGUGAGCCCAGAGCCUCGGAUCCGAUCACGUUCACCACCAGGGACUCGCAUCUCAAGGCCGGAGCGACGAUUAACGUGAGGCGGCUCCACGGCACUUUGGUCACCUUCACCAGCCCAGAGUCCCACCUGGUUCUGCCACCCUGGAAGGCCGCCAAGUCCGGAAGUAUAUCCUUCAAAAUCCGUACGAAUGAGCAGAACGGACUGAUCAUGUACAGCCGCAGCGGGGCGCACACGAGGCAAGACCUGUUCGCCUUCGAGCUCCUCGGCGGGCAUCUCUAUCUGCAUGCUGACCUCGGCAGUGGCCCUGUCAAAGUGCGAGCGUCCAAGACACGCGUAGACGACGGUAUAUGGCACGACGUCGCCCUCAGGAGAGUCGAAAGGGACGGACGCGUCACCGUCGACACGUGGACAGUCGAGUUUCGCACUCCAGGCGAUUCCACGCAAUUAGAUCUGGACGGUUUGCUGUACAUCGGCGGUGUCGGCGCACCCUUUGCCCCGUUAACAGUGCCGCCGGUUUUAUGGACGGGCGCUCUUCGACAAGGCUACGUGGGCUGCAUGAGGGACCUCGUGAUCAAUGGGCACCCGGUAGACAUCGCCGGCUACGCACAGCAGCAGGAUUCCGGCGCAGUGAGACCCGCGUGCCACAUUCAACCCCCGCACUGCCCCUCGCAGCCGUGCAUGCAUGAUGGCCACUGUCUCGAAGGGUGGAAUCGAUUUCAUUGCGACUGCACGGGCACACCUUUCACCGGACCCACUUGCGGCAAAGACGCAUCUACACUUCAUCUGAACGGCACGCAGCAGAUGACCGCGCUGAUGCCGGAGGACUCCAGGACGCAGGCGGAGGAGGUCAUCGUGCGAUUCAAGACGACACGGCCGCGCGGUCUUCUCCUAGCGACUAGUCUGGAAAAUAACCCCGACCGCUUGCAGAUCUACCUAGAGGAAGGCAAGGCGAGGAUGCUGAUCCACAUCGGUGAUCGAGAAAAGAUCCUGGUGGCUGGACAAGGUCUCAACGAUGACAUGUGGCACACGCUGAGGUUCUCCAGACGGUCCAACUCGCUGAAGUUCCAGGUUGACGACGAACCAGCGGUGCGAGUGGAGACCCAGCUCGGCAAGCAGAGUACCCUAGAAUUCCGCACUCUCCACGUGGGCGGAUACCUGCACGCGGGCGAGGACAUACCGCACUUUGUGGGUCAGCUGCAGCAGAUCUGGUUCAACGGCUAUCCGUAUCUGGAGAUUGCGCGCAGCGCCGGCAAUCACGAGUCCUCGCAUCAGGGCGUCACACCCAUCAUCAGGGUGAGCGGCAAAUUCGGCAAGAGGAACCAUCCGGUGCAUCAUCCGGUGACCUUUACCUCCAAGCACACCUUCGUCGGGCUGCCGGUACUCAAGGCGUACGUGGAGACCAACAUCUACUUCCAGUUUAAAACACGCGAAGCGAACGGCUUGAUCCUUUAUAACGCCGGAAGGGAACGUGACUUCAUCGCGGUCGAGCUGGUUAACGGACACAUCCACUACGUGUUCGAUUUGGGCGACGGGCCCGUCAGGGUCAGGGACGCCUCCAAGUCCAAGUUGAACGAUGGCAAGUGGCACGCCGUCAGCAUCGGCAGACCCGCCUCGAAGAGGCACACUCUUGCCGUGGACGACCACGUGACCGUCGGUAAUAGCCCGGGCAGCAACGAGAAUCUCGAUCUCGACGGCAUCUUGUAUAUCGGCGGAGUGGAGAAGACGCAGUACGGCCAGCUGCCAAAGCCGGUAGUGAGCCGCCACGGGUUUGAAGGCUGCCUGGCGUCGUUGGACCUGAGCGGCGAGAGCACCGACCUCAACACGGACGCUGUGGUGCCGAGCUCCCAAGUCAUAAGCGGAUGCGACGUCUACACGAACUUGCAUCCGGGGAAGAAGUGCACUCACGACCUCUGCGCGAAUCACGGCACGUGCGUGCAACAGUGGAACAGUUACACCUGCGACUGCGACAUGACCAGCUUCACCGGGCCGACCUGUAACGACGAGGCAAUCGCCUAUGAAUUCGGCGCCGGAAGGGGCAUUAUCACGUAUACCUUCCCGCCUGACCGUCGGCCGGAAAUGAAGAGGGACACUGUGGCUUUGGGUUUCGUUACCGGUGCGAACGACGCCGUGCUGCUCAGGAUAGAGUCCGCGUCGAGUAACGAUUACCUCGAGAUCGAAAUCGUGGAGGGCAACAUUUUCGCGGUGUACAACAUGGGCACCAUAGAUCACCCGAUCGGCGAAGUUGGCGUCAAAGUCAACGACAAUCAGUACCACGUGGUCAGAUUCACCAGGACAGGGCCGAACAGCACGCUGCAGGUUGACGACUAUAAUCUGCAGUCUAAUCAUCCGACGGGUCACCAGCUGACGGUGUUCAACAGCCAGUCCACCAUACAAGUGGGCGGUCGGUGGAACCGCAGCAAGAACAAGGUGGAACGCCCGUUCCUGGGUGUGAUAGCUGGUCUGGUGGUCAACGGCGCCAGGAUCCUGGAGCUGGCGGCGGGCAAGGAUGCCAGAGUCACGAGCAGAGGGGACGUUCAGCUGCUACCGGCGGGAAGUCUUUUGGAUCGUGCCGCGCCGUUGCAGAGGAUGCAACAGACGCCCGCGUCCGGCUUCCCCGGCGUCAUGGACGACCUCAUAUUCUCCGGCGCCGGGAGUGGUUGCGCCGGCGACGACGAGGACGAAGAAUGCACGCCGAUUUACGAGUCUGGUUCCGGUAAGUACGACAUCAUUACGCCCGUAUACGUGGCGCCUACACGAUUACCGACGACGCUGAGGCCGAAAUCGCGCAAGGAAAAUAUCCAAGAGCGCCCGACCUGCGACGACGAGGAGGACUGCGAGGAGGGCUCCGGCGAUCCUGGCACGACGGAGGAGAUCUUCGUCACCUCGGCCACUGAUACCAGCUCGACGUACACAACGUCUCGCGAGUUCACCACUAGUCACAUCAGCACGCAGACCUCGUCGACGUCGUCGACAACGUUGAGCCGUGACGUCGUCACCGUCUCCGUCCAGUAUAAUGUGUCAACCACAGAUCUCGAGACCAGCCACGGCAGCAGCAUUGUGACGCACCGAUCGACCACCGUGACGACCCCGAGCACCACGACGGAGAUGACGGAGCCGCCGCCGCCGCCGCCACCGCCGAUGUAUCCGCCGAUGCCUACUCCGCCCAAGAACAACAACAAACGAAUAACAUCCGAGGCGGCGGAGAAUGCGGCGCUGAUAAUCGGCAUCAUAGCGGCCGCGCUGAUAGCGAUCGUGCUCAUCAUACUGAUAAUCCUCAAGUUCAAGAACCGGCCGGAGACCAGCUACAAGGUCGACGAAACUAAGACAUUCUGCCAAGACCCGAACGCGGCCCUCUUGGGCGCCGCGGGUUCCGGCCAAGCGUUCAACGGCGCCCUGAAGAACGGCGCCAACGGUAGCAAGAGCAACAAGAAGCGGGAACUCAUAGACAUUAAAGAGUGGUACGUGUAAACGGACGGAAUCCUCACGCGCUCGACACCUGGAGGACACCGCCGGCUGGCUCUUGGUCUCCGUGUGUCGCGGCUCGGUGCUGCUCGCAUCUCCCGUCGCCUUUUGUCUUUUCCUGUUGGAAAGGCUCCGGGGAUCGAGGGACACAGGAUCCGUUUAGCGAGAAGGAGCGUGCGCAACGGCGGGACUUGGUGGAACUGCGAUUUUCGCGACCGGCAAGCGUGCGGGAAACCAAUCGUUCUCUCGGGGUAGAGGUUCAUCCUCGCGUUGCCGCGGCUGCCGCAUGCCAGGCAAGUCUCCCGGAUCUCGACUCGAUAUGCUAGGAUCCAUCUCAGGGAGGAAGAUGAUCGGACGUGCUCCAAAAGAGAGUCCCCAAGCUGUUCGCCGCGGCAUAGUGGACGAUUUUCACACGGAGGUGUCACUCGCGACAUGCGACGAAAUCACCGGCGAAACAUGAAAUAAUAAGUAUACAAGCGCGUGCAAUGUUCCUCGAAGAAGCUCUCCCGACCAUCGGUUCAAGGGAGACGCUCUGGAAGAGGCCUUUGGUGACGGGAGGACCGAUCGUACGCGACUGAAGUAGGAAUCCUUAUCGUGUCCCUCUGCAACGUUCCUGUAAAGGACUCGCGCUACGCGAUAGAGCGAUCCGCGAUUGAGAUCAAGUAUCCUUGAUAAGAUACGUUUCCGAAGGACCUUGAAAUCGCGAUCGGUAGAUCGUGCGUGCAGAGGAAAGGACGUUCGUCUUUCGAGAGCAUGACGGAGAGGAGGUAGAUCGGAGCCGUCACGUUGAAAGAGGAAGAAAGAGAAAGAGAUUCCUCUUCCUCCCUCUUUCUCUCUUUUUCUUUCUCUUUUUCUGGCAUCAAGCGUGCAGAAUCGAGAAAAGAAGAGUCGCGCUCAAAGAGAUUCUUCGGACUGUUUUUCCCGCGAGAAGAUCCGAUAAGAUGCGAGAUUUCGAUUGUAGUCCUCUCUUUCUUUCGAUUCGUAAGACUUCAAGCUGAAAAUUCUUGUUCCUUGAAAGAACGAUGAUUCUUCUUCGAAGUAAGAUGGAAGCGUAGAAAAACGAGGAUCGAGGGUUGAUUGCGAAUCGGCCAUGUGGCGACGUUGCUCGAUCUUACUAUUUGCACUUGAUUAGCAACUGAGAAAAAAAGAGAGAGAAGACUAAAAGAGAAAGAAAAAGAGAAACGGAAAGAGAGAGAGAGAGAGAGAGAGAGAGAGAGGGAGGGAGAAGGGAGUAAAUUGAAGUCGAAGAGUUGGGUGAGAAUGUGAAGCGGCUUUUGUCUCGGUUUCUCCAGAACGAUUUCGAGGAACGUAGAGAAGAAGCAGGCGCGAGGGUUGAUCUAGGGAAUAAUUAAUGAAAGAGACACUGGGGAUAAUAUUGAGCGCAGUGACAGAUUCGCGCGACAUGACAUAAGGAAUGACUUUUAGGAAUCAACUUGCACCGAGAAAGUAGAUUGUUUUGUUAUUUUGCGGAUUUUACUUCCAACAUUCUUACCACGAACGGUCUCUUGAGCGAUUACGUCGGGAUGGCGCGUGCAAUUGUUCCGUACCAUCAUUGUUUAUCGCUGUGAGAUUUUAUGAACGUUACGAGGUUUUUUACAGAAAAUUGUUGAUCUCUAGGGCAAAUGGUUUGCGUUGAUACCGGGUGCUGUAUCAACACACAGUACGAUUAGCUGAUUAAAGGUUGUACCAUUUUCUCCUCCAUGAAAAAGCAAGGAAGCUUUGCAAUGUUUAAUCAGUCGACUGUACGACGGCUUUGCCUGUCCGUUUCGCAAAUGCGUGCGAUCUCAGCGUGAUUGUCAGCAAGCCUUGGAGGUAAACUCGCUGAAAAGAUGUGCAAGGGAGAGUGCAUGUGCAACUUGGCGAAACAGGCAGGCAACCCAUCGUACUGACUCGUAUGUCGACGCAACACCCUGUAUACAUACAAAUGCUUGGUAUCAAGCACGAAGUUAAGUUUCACAGGGUCAAGUUUUACAUAGAGCUGUGUUCUGCGAUUCCUUCAUCGCUAUAGAACGAUACUUCGGCUACAACAGAGUGCUGUUUGCGCGCGAUUCAUCACGAUCGAUUCGACGAUAGAUAUUAGCGGAUUAGAGGGUUAAGCCGCUAAACGUGAUAGCCCCGAACGAAUUUUGCCGCGUGGCGACGACGUGAUUCGUAAUUUUACACAUAAGCUAAUCUCUCCUAGUAUUGUUUCUAUACGAGGUGUAAUACUUCUGCCGGCGGCAAGAGUCCGAGUUACGCUUCAUUCUCGACGCGCGAGCCUCGUGAGGACGAGAUGUUGGAAGUGAAACGAAAGUUAGGAGCGAAAGUAUCGCGAUCGAGCGAUCCUACUCUAUCCUAUUAAACACAUUCAUUGUUGUAUAGAAGAGCAAGAUAAAAAAAAUAUAUAUAUAUAUGAUACAGACACAGACACACAUACGUACAUUUAUCAAUUAUGUUAUGCGUGUAAAUUGUUUGACGGAUUGAAUAGAUUUUAUUAUAUAUAUAAAGUCUCUGUUUUUGUGUGAGCGAAGGAUACGUGACAUGCGUAUAACAACGUCCGCGCGGAGGCCUUGAGCGAACGAAGCACACUCGACUGGAGGAACAUCGUGAGCUCCGCGAGAGCCUCUCUUCCUCUCUAUCUCUCGUUCGGCACGAAAUUCCCCGAGUGUAUCAGCGGAAACUUAUCAGAGCGAAGUCGCGACGUUUUCGAGUUCGAUCGCCCGCUGAAGUUGACUCGAUUGUAAGAUAGCAGCAGUUCGCUCGACGCGUUUCUCUCGAUGUUCCUCGACGUAUUUGACGCGUUCACGUGCGCUCGGGUGUCCCGCGUGAGAUUGUACGUACCGCGACUCUUAUACAUAUGGAAAGUAAUCUGUAAGUAAUUCGGGAGAAGAGGGAAGAAGAAAAAAGCGAGAUACUCUUAACGAAUAGGUGAUUUAUAUAGCAUAUACGCGAAUAUACUUAUACAUAAAUACAGGGUGUGAAUGCAGUAUUGUCAGUACGAGUUAGGCAGACGAGUUCGGCGGUAUCUUGUAACGAUGACGCCGAGCGCACGGCGAAUCGCGAGUGCACUGAGUCGUUUCUACCAAGUUGCAUUGUCUCCUCCUGAUCGAGAUCCACGACACGCUCGUUAUAUGCAGAGAGCGGCCCAGGUCACGCCUGGGCCCGGCCGGUCUGCGUAUAGUUUCACAUGUUGUUGUUUCAGUUGAAUGUAUUGCUAUUAACGUGUUUAAUCGCCGACGCAUCUGGCGCCAACCAAGAUCUCCUCGUCAAACUCACCCGUUCGACUGGAAGCCAAGACCAAAAAAAGUAAACUCCGAAAUGUCAAAGACGAAUAAUUGAUUCAUCAUGAAUGUUGUGUCUCUGUACAGUUAAUUAUCAAUGCCGUCGGUGUAUCAAUGAAACGCUAGAGAAACCAAAGCGGCUUUCGUCGAAUUAUCAGAAUAAUCGGUGAGAGAUAAAAAGGAAUUUAACGAAACUCCGCGAGUUCAAGAGGAAAGAAAGGGAAGACGAUUGGUUGUUCGUUGCCGUUAGUCGGUGCGGCCGGCUAUUAACACGGUGAAUGGUAACGACAUGCCGCACGACGAAGCGGCGAGAGACUCGUCGCAGAAAAAGAAGCAAUAAGUAACGAAAGGAGGCUUAGCGUUUAAACUGAUCUGUCGUUAUGAAGCGCGGCGACACACGUUCGGUUCCUAAAGCGUCGUCGGUCCCGCCCGACUCCCGAGCGGACAAUUCGUCGCGUCGGGUCUGCUCUUUCCGGCUUGCGAACUUUCCACCACCAUUGUCGUUCGCGUUUGUCGGACUCUCGGCUCGAGAUCGAGAAACCAAGGAAGCGCGUGGCCGGAAAGAGCAGGCCCGAGGCGGACGAAUGCGAAAAGGGAGAGAAUGUAUGCAAAUUGUCGUUCAAACGUACGUCCACGCCAGGGAUGAGUAAAAUACUGCGGGGUGCUUGCGAGUGACACGCGAGAACGCAUCCCUCGAAUAUUCGUUGAUUUGCGUACGAAUGAGCGAGCGAGCGAGCGAGCGAGCGAGUAAGCGAACGAACGAACGGAUUCGUCAAUUUCCGCGGAUGGAGAGAAAACGUGUUUAAUACAACAAUACAUAUCUUCGAGGCACGAUUGAUUAGCGGCGGAUCAAAUGAGAAAAAGAGGAAGAAGAAAACGAAGAAGAAGAAAAGAAUGCGCUAUGGUUGAAUCAUAGACUCAUACACGUAGACUGAGUCCUUUCUUAUGAGACUUUUAAAGAUACAAAAGGCAGCUGCAUUCUCCUUUCACUGUCCACAGGUAUGUUGUCUUCGUCCAGCUUCCUCCAGUGGGGGUCGAGUUGAACGAAGAUCGAGUGCCUGUGAUACAAGCCAGGUCCUUUUCAAAUGUAGUCCUCUUUCAGCUUCUGGUGAAACGCUCAGUCUAUGUACGUAAGUCUCUGGAUUGAAGUAGUUGUUGUAAAAAUUUCGUGUUUCCAAAACAAAGAAAAAAGAAUCGUCAAUACGACAUCUGAGCAAUUAUUAGUAAUUAUUAGGAGGCGAAAUAGGAAUCUUUUCAUUGUCGCAAUGAAGGAGAUAAAGGGCCAGUGAGAGGACUUAUGAUGUGACAGACUCUCAUUCGUCCUUCGUCUUCUCUGUGAUGAUUGUGUGUCGAAGAGGAAAUUUUCUGCUGGUUCCUUGGUACGGGCGCCAGGGGAGGCAUUCGCCAUUCUCGUACGGCACGGAUACGUCCCGGACGUUUUAUAUUUUAAAAUGAAUUCGGCAUAAUCGCAUGCGAGUUAAAUCGAUAGGUACGUCUUGGAGCGUCUCGGACGACGAAGAACAGCGGGCCUCCCCUGGCAUUAGCAAGCGGCUGCAGCGAGUACUUUGCCCAUCGCUGGUCGAGACUGACUCUCGACGCGAUCAAUCGAAGGCGAGAAAAAAACGUCCGAUUGUUAUAAACUGCUCUCGAAUAUUUUGUAAGUUCCGCGUUCCUCCUUUUCUCUUCUGUAGUUCUGCACUUCUCUCUCCUCCUCUGCGUGUGGGAUCGUCCUCUUCUUCAUUACAACUGCCACGCCUGCUCCACGGGAUCUCGGGAUCGGUUGCUAGUAUCGAUAUCUUUCCUUUAUCUCUGCUUCUCUUUCUCUCUCUCUUUCCCUCUCUCUCUUUCUCUCUCUCUCUCUUUCUUCCUCUUUCUCUCUUUUUCUCGCUCUCUCUGUCUCUAUUUCUAACUCUCUAUCUAUUUUAUCUAUCUGACAGAAGAAAAAAUCUUUGUCUACUCGUCUAUCUGUAUAGAGCAUUCGCCGCUUCUCUCUUUUUCUUAGACAAGCUGGGAGUAAACGGAGAUUUUAUUAACGAAUUGUAAGUCGAUACGAGCACGUAUUUCGAAGUAACAAUCCUCAGGGAAGCGCAGUUAGCGCGAUCGAUCGGAAUGAACGGAACACUCCACAGAUCGAUCGAUUAUUAGCAGUGACUGAUAUCUGUUGAUCGUGACUUUUCUCUCUCUCUCUUUCUCUCUCUCUCUCUCUCUCUCUCUCUCUCUUUCUCUCGCUCUUUCUCUCGCUUUUUCUCUUUCUUUGUCUCUCUUAUCAGUUGAGAACGUUUCGACGAAGCUCGAUCCUUUUCAAGAGAGUCACGCUUUCUUUUAUUGCUCGAGUCUCUGUUCGAACGGCUCUCUUGAUUUCCCUUUCUAUCUUCUCCUUCUGUCCAAUCAGUUUUCUUACAUAUUUUUGAUCUCGACGAGUGUGAGAAUCCUUCCCAACGACAUAUAUCGAUAAAUGAGUUACGGCAAAAAAAAGAAAAAAACACGGCUACGUGCACAAAGCCCGCGAAUCGACACGUCGGAUGAAGCUUCUUUAUAAUCUUUAAUCGCACAAGAGCUUGAACUUAUCAUCGAGGCAGAAAAAAAUAAAAAGAAAAAAGAAAAGAAAGAAAAACAGUGCCGCGGUCCAUUUUUUGCGCGGAUCGCUUUUACGCUUAACGAGGCACAAUAAAUCUUAAACUCUCUCGUCUUCGCCGGACUUGCAAUUGUUCGCCCCCUCCUUGCCACUCCCACCCCAUCUCACCCCAACCUCUCGAAGUCAUUUGUAGACUAUGGAUAAAUAAAUCGGUGUGUGGAUUUUGUA
This is a messenger RNA of Harpegnathos saltator (Jerdon's jumping ant), 11170 nucleotides long. RefSeq names its product neurexin 1 (gene Nrx-1). The transcript has 26 exons. The record is from RefSeq and is a predicted model, not a curated record. Gene Ontology annotation, molecular function: calcium ion binding. Lineage: Eukaryota; Metazoa; Arthropoda; Insecta; Hymenoptera; Formicidae. Bases 188 to 5113 code for a protein of 1641 amino acids.